Molecule: messenger RNA, 300 nt
Organism: Colletotrichum graminicola M1.001
Lineage: Eukaryota; Fungi; Ascomycota; Sordariomycetes; Glomerellales; Glomerellaceae
Exons: 1
Coding region: 1-300 (99 amino acids)
Biological process (GO): transmembrane transport
Molecular function (GO): transmembrane transporter activity
Source: RefSeq, a predicted model, not a curated record
AUGUUCCUCUACAACUCCAUCAUCGUUACUGCGAGGAAAGACUCGAUCCGUGAGAUCCAGGUCUCGGUGUCGAUCGACCCCUCACAGGCUAUUCCGGCGAUCACGGACGAGUUCCACUCCCUCCAAGACAUUGGAUGGUACGGUAGCGCCUACCAAGUUGCCGAUGCUGCGUUUCAACCGCUGAUGGGCACGAUAGUGGCUGGAGUAGGAAGUGCCGGUAUCAUGAGCGGCGGCCUGACGAUAAUCGUCGGAUCGGUGCCGCUCGAGAAAAGACCCGGUACGCUUAUCACAGUGUCAUAG